GACUACAAUUCUGUUGAUAAAAUAACAAAAUAAAUAUGAAACUCACAAUGUCAACCUCAAUGUGACACUAUAUAUAUACAAACUAUUAAUAAUUUUACAUUUGCAUUUGUACUUUGUACCCUACCUUUCUAAUUCUAACCAAGACUAAUCAAGUCACCUAAGCUAAGCAACAAACAAUAGGCCAAAAAUGAUGAACUCUCUUCACCAUCACAAGAAAUGGGAGAAGCUUAGCGGCCAAAACGAUUGGGAACGUCUCUUAGACCCCCUCGAUAUCGAUCUCCGACGAACCAUCAUCCACUACGGAGAGAAGGCUCAAGCAUGCUACGACACCUUCGAUAGCACGAAAAUAUCGAAAUAUGCCGGUAGUAGUCGUUACUCCAAGAAGAAUUUCUUCUCAAAGGUAGGGCUAGCAAACGGACGGCCUUACAAGUACCGCGUUACUAAGUUCUUGUACGCAACUUCGGGUAUAGCCUUGCCUGAUGCAUUUUUGUUUAAGUCACUUUCGAGGGAGGCUUGGAGUAAGGAGUCUAAUUUUAUAGGGUAUGUAGCCGUGGCGGAGGACGAGUCGGUGGCGAUGUUAGGGAGGAGGGAUAUUGUUAUUGCUUGGAGAGGGACUAUUCAAUCGUUAGAGUGGGUUAAUGACUUGCAAUUUCUUCAAGUUUCGGCUUCGAGUAUACUUGGUAAGGGUGAUGGGAAUGAUGAUCCUAAGGUGCAUGAAGGAUGGUACUCGGUUUAUACUUCGGAAGAUCCUAAAUCGCCAUUUAAUAAGACUAGUGCAAGAUCCCAAGUUCUUCAGGAACUCCAAAAUUUAGUGGAACAAUACAAAGAUGAAGAGAUCAGCAUAACCAUAACCGGUCAUAGUUUAGGUGCAGCCCUAGCUACACUAAACGCGGUUGAUAUAGUUGUUAACCACCUAAACAAACCCAAAGACUUCCCAAUAAAAUCAUACUUAGUAACAGCCAUAAUAUUUGCUAGCCCUAGAGUAGGAGACUCUAAUUUCAAAAAGAUUUUCUCAAAAUAUGACAAACUUAAGCUCUUAAGGGUACGUAACACCUUUGACAUCGUACCAAACUACCCUUUACUAGGGUAUUCCGACGUUGGCCAAGAAUUGGUGAUCGACACGACUAAGUCCCCAUACUUGAAGACGCCCGGUACGUUCACAAAUUGGCAUAAUAUGGAGGCAUAUUUGCACGGAGUUGCUGGAACACAAGGUAGUAAGGUAGCGUUUAAGUUGGUGGUUGAUCGCGAUGUUGCACUUGUAAAUAAGUCGAUGGAUAAUUUGAAGGAUGAGUAUCUUAUACCGGUUGCUUGGUGGAUUUUGAAGAAUAAAGGAAUGGUUCAACAGCCUAAUGGUUCUUGGUUGUUAAUGGAUCAUGAAAUGGAUGAUGAAGAUGAUUAUAUUGACUUUGACCUUUUCAUAUAGUAACAUCAAUUUUAUUCCAAAUAUAUAAAAAGUGUAAUGUUUAAGUUAUGGGUCAGAAGGAGUAUAUUUGGACCUUUUUAGAACUCGUGGACAUUGAGUUUAUAUUAUGUUGUUUAGUGUUUUCCUUUUGGGAGUUUGGUUUCAACAUCUCUUGUUUGGUUCAUUCAACCUUUGACUUUACAAUUUUUUACAUGAAUUUUUUAAAUUUAAGUGUGUAUUUGUAUAUAUAUAUUUUUUUAAUUAAUGAUUGAAAUAUAAUGUCUUUUAUACAA
Messenger RNA from Chenopodium quinoa (quinoa), 1695 nucleotides. RefSeq names its product phospholipase A1-IIgamma-like. Gene Ontology annotation, biological process: lipid metabolic process. The transcript has 2 exons. The record is from RefSeq and is a predicted model, not a curated record. Bases 188 to 1423 code for a protein of 411 amino acids. Lineage: Eukaryota; Viridiplantae; Streptophyta; Magnoliopsida; Caryophyllales; Amaranthaceae. Gene Ontology annotation, molecular function: glycerophospholipid phospholipase A1 activity.